GAGUCAGUGAUUGAGAGAGAGAGAGAGAGAGAGAGAGAGAGAGAGAGAGAGAGAGAGAGAGAGGAUGAAAGUAGAACAAGUUCUUCACAUGAAUGGAGGAAUUGAAGAUAAUAGCUACGCUAAGAACUCCUUUCUUCAGAGGAAGGUUAUAUCCAUAAUGAAGCCCAUGAUAGAAGAAGCUUUACUACAUGCCUACUGCAACACAUUCCCACAUAGCAUGGGAAUUGCAGACUUGGGUUGUUCAUCAGGCCCCAACACUUUGAUGGUCAUCUCCAAAAUCAUGGAUACCAUUGCUGGAAAUUGUGACCGUCUAAAACAUCCAUUGCCGGAGUUGCGUGUGUACUUGAAUGACCUUCCAGGGAACGACUUCAAUACCGUUUUCAGGUCGUUGCCCGCUUUCUAUGAGAAAUUGAAGGAAGAGAAAGGAGAUGAAUUUGGGCCAUGUUUCAUUGGUGGGGUCCCGGGUUCCUUCUAUGGUAGGCUUUUUGCACGAAAAAGCCUUCACUUCAUCCAUUCUUCUUACAGCCUCAUGUGGUUGUCCAAGGUUCCUGCAGGGCUUGAGAGUGAAAAUGGAGUAGCAUUAAACAAAGGGAACAUCUACAUGGCGAAGACGAGUCCUCCUAUCGUUUUUAAAGCGUAUCUGGAGCAAUUCCAGAAAGAUUUCUUGACAUUUCUCAAGGCCCGUGCAGAAGAAAUGAUUGGUGGUGGACGUAUGGUCCUAACACUUUUGGGUAGGAAGAGUGCAGAUCCCUCUAGCAAAGAGUGUUGUUACAUUUGGGAAUUGCUAGCACAGGCCCUCAAUGAUAUUGCCUCACAGGGUCUGAUUGAAGAAGAGAAAGUGGAUUCGUUCAAUCUGCCACAAUACACACCCUCACCACAGGAGCUCGAUGAACUCGUUCAAAAGGAAGGAUCCUUCAUCCUCCAUCGGCUACAAGUCUCCCAAGUAAAGUGGGACAUCGAAGAUGAAGUUGAUGAUGGUUUUGCUUUGGCGAGGGGACAAAAGGUGGCCCAGUAUAUGAGAGCCGUCGCUGAACCUCUAAUCGCGGCACAUUUCGGAGAGGCAAUUCUGGAUGUCUUGUUCAAACGAUACAGUGAAAUUGUCUCUGAGCAGAUGAAGACAGGGGAAACCAAGUUCACUAAUGUCAGCAUUUCCAUGGAAAGAAAGGGGGAUGAGGAUCUAUGCAUUUGACUCAAACGGUUACCCCAACUAUGUUUGUAUCUGUAUUAAGGAAAUGAAUGUGGUGGGGGCGUUUAGGAUCCUGAAAAUGUCAAAGAAAAGAAAGAACAUGUAGGGAUGAUCAAGGAUCAUGAAUGCAUGUCCAAAGUGUUGGCCAUCAUCAACGACCCCACAAGAAAAUUGAGUACUCCUUUUGGAUCUCAUGUUUUCAAACUUUAUUUAUCUUAUUAGUUUAUUAGAGUUGUGUAAGUUAUUAUAUAAAUUUGGACUCUAGUUAAAGAUGGUUUAGGAGAUUUGAGUAGGGUUGAUUGUACCAGCUAUAAAUCUAUAUAUGGAUGUAGGGUGGAUACUUUAUCAGUCCGUAAAACGAUUAAUGUUAUUUUACUUUUGAGAA
This is a messenger RNA of Magnolia sinica, 1571 nucleotides long. RefSeq names its product S-adenosyl-L-methionine:benzoic acid/salicylic acid carboxyl methyltransferase 3-like. Gene Ontology annotation, biological process: methylation. Gene Ontology annotation, molecular function: S-adenosylmethionine-dependent methyltransferase activity. NCBI's taxonomy places the organism in Eukaryota, Viridiplantae, Streptophyta, Magnoliopsida, Magnoliales, Magnoliaceae. The transcript is spliced from 4 exons. The coding region runs from base 65 to 1189 and encodes 374 amino acids. The record is from RefSeq and is a predicted model, not a curated record.